This is a messenger RNA of Hyalella azteca, 3160 nucleotides long. Its product is annotated as dual oxidase maturation factor 1. Bases 473 to 2128 code for a protein of 551 amino acids. The transcript is spliced from 7 exons. Gene Ontology annotation, biological process: protein transport. NCBI's taxonomy places the organism in Eukaryota, Metazoa, Arthropoda, Malacostraca, Amphipoda, Hyalellidae. The record is from RefSeq and is a predicted model, not a curated record. Gene Ontology annotation, cellular component: endoplasmic reticulum membrane.
UAACCGACUUCUAGGAGUUGGCCGAUCAGCUUGUCUCGUGAAAUGAUGUCUCAUAUGAUUUCUGAAGUUAAAUUAGUUUCCACCGUAUAAUUCAAUUGGAUUAUUCCAUUGCAGACGACUUGUUUCCUCAUGUUUGGGAAAAAUCCACCCAGAACUAGACAAGUUGACUUGAAGGUGAUAGCCAUAGUGCUGUUCUAUCCGAAAUAAUAUGAGUAUAAAUGUGACUUAACAUUUACUGCGUGUACAGUACGUCUACGUGAAACUUCGAAAGACGCUUCUUUCACUGCUUAUAGUUGUAUGAAGUUGGCGCUGAUGCUGAAGUGCACUACGUUGACCAUCGACUAGUCGUGGCCUUUGGUGACUGUCACUUUCGUGACUCACCUAACUAAAACUAGGAGUGACAUGACUGCUGUCGCUGCUGGGGCUAGGGUUGUGUUGACAAGAGGUCAGCCUCGGGCUCGCCAGCGGCACAAUGCGUGGUUGGUUUGAUGCGUUCCGCACGGAGGGCGGACCAACCCUCUACGCCUACAGCAACCGCACCAGCGUAACCUGUGACGUCACCACCAUCACCAUAAUUCUCGUCUUUCUCACCAUAUUCUGCGCAUUUUGUAUCAUAUUCCCUGGAGUCAGGAAAGAGAGGAUAUCAACAUUUGCCACCGUGUCCCUGAGUCUCGCCACAGGGCUCAUCAUAACCAUGUCCAACCACGCGUCUGGCUGGGAGUCAGCUAGUGGGGAGAUCGUGUCGUCGUACCGAGCGUUCUCCCGCGACAAGAUCCAUGCGAACAUCAUGGUAUCUGUGGGGCUAGACCAUGCCAACGUCAGCCUCAGGGUCAUACCACAGCACAACAGAACACUAGACAUCAACUUCAAUGAGCGCUUCCAUUGGAUCAAACCGAACGAUCUGAAGGAGCACUACGUAAAGGCGUUAGCCAAAGGCCUACCGUACCCACUGUUGACGGUGGCAGAAUAUUUGUCGUUGGACAAAGAAGGUUUCUCGUGGGGCCGCAGCUACAGGACUGCCGGCUACUACACCAGCAUCAUGUUGUGGUCUGCCUUCACAACAUGGCUGCUGAGUUGCCUUCUUCUAGUUACCGUGCCACGAUACGGAGCCUACCUCCUCGCCAUUACUGGUACUCUCAUGGGCUUUGCGUGCCUAGUAUUCUGGAUGCUGAGGCCCGCCACGCCACUCGUCCUCAGGUUCGAGGAGACGGCCAUCACGUUCAGCCUGGGCUGGUGCUUCUGGCUCGUCUUGAUAUGGGGAUGUGUAAUCGGAGUUGCUGGCUGUUCCAUCGCCACCCUCGACUGGGUGUUCCCUCACAGAUUUUCAACAAUCUUGGAUCUUGAUUUCGACACCCCGUACGACCGGCACACGAUCAUCGAGGACUCGCACGAUACCAGAAAGAGAAGGUUCAAGAUCCCGCGUCUUGAAGAGCCUAUCAACGCUGGUCUUCACGCCGGCUCUCGUCUUCUUAGAAGACUUUCCAAACGAAGCACCAAAGAACCGUCGGCAGGGAAGCACGAAAGCAACCCCGCUGGAGGGCACGAUAAUCCAACAUUCAAUAUGGAAGAGGCUCCAAAAUCAUCUUGGAGGACUUCCACUUCUAUCUUGCGCACAGAUUCCAAAAAGUCCAGCAGGUCUGUCAGAUCUGGGAAGUCUGUGAGAGUCAGAUCAGACUCCCAAAGAUCGAACAAUUUUCUCGAGCUGCCGCCCCAGCCUACCGAAGUGGAGGAAAAUCGACCGAGUUCUUACGCUCGGUCGGACUCUGAACAGAGCAGAAUGUCGAUCGGUUCUGGGGGCUCAGAUCACAAGAGCGUCAGUUUUGAAGGGGACAUUGACGCUAACGAACUUCAAAGCGUCGUUGUCGACGAAGAAAAUCAUUCAGUUUCGAGGCAAGAUUCGACGGAGUCAAGUGCUUCCACUUCAUCGUAUGGGUUGAAAGCUUUAUCGAGAGGCUCUAGUGUCCGAAAAACUACUGGUGGAGCCGAGGAGAACACGCACGAGGGUGUAACGCGCUCCACAUCUGCCAACAUAAUCGUCUUCCAUCGAACUGAUUCCAGAGGACAACUCCAGAGGUUAUCAGGAGAAGUGGUUGAGAUCCAAACAGAUGACUCCUACGAGCCCUGGUAAUCAUGGCUUCCAGUUCCCUAUUUAUCUUCCCAUUAUUUUUAGCGCAUCUCCAUGACAUGACUGGAGGUAACUGGUCUGAUUAUCCCAAUGACUUUCAUACAUGCACAGUAAACACGAGGGGCGUGAUGUGCGAGAAGGCCUCUGCUUUUUCUGUGAACGAAAUAAGAUAGCCGAAGUCAACAGGAGCCGCGCGGUUGUUGACAAUUCAUGACUUGGUUUUAAACUAUUAGAGUAUUUUUGGAAUUUAUCUUGUUUAUAAUCUUUGGCCUUAAGGAAAUUAAUCGUUUCACCUUGUCAGGGUUUUAGCGUGCAAAAGUUUUUAAAUCGUCUGCUUGUCUACAGUCGUUUGAUCGGAAUUGAACAUCAGGCUGAUAGGAGUUUCGUGUGCAGAUGUAUUUAGGACCGUGUCAUUUAAUUAAUGUCGCUCCAGAUGAACGGCGUGAUGUGUAAAUUGGAAUGCAUCUGUGAUGAAAAUGUUGUUCAACAACAUAUGCAUUAUUUUUAGAUUUAAGUAGUUAGCUCGUAGCAAGAAGAAAUGUCGUAUUUCUAAAUAGUAGUGAAUAUAUUCCAGUAUAAUGAAUUUUUUCCAGCGAUGUGGUGGAGUAGAACUGAUGUGCAGCACCUGAUGAUAAAACAGGUCAUCCAGUUUUAGGCUUCGUUUGCGCGUUUUAUUGCGAAUUUGUGUGCAAAGUAACACGUUCGCCUCUUCCAAUAUUUUGUACAAUUUUAACAAUAAUCGCGAUUUUUAGGAAGAGUGAACUCUAUUGCAAGUUUGGCUUCUCGAACUUUAUAGUUGAGAUCGGAAGUGCUGGGCCAAUAUUUAAAAUAUUUAAACUAUUAUUUUAAAUUUGUUAAUGUACUUAAUUGAUCACAUUUUAAACUGAUGCCUUGUACGAAACUGGCGAGCUGUUUUUAUUUAGGUUGAUUUUUUACGAAAAAUAGCGCUCUGCCAUUUUAUGCGCACAAUCAGUCCCGUGUUGCGAACUAAGAACUGCUUGCCUCAUAUUGUUAUAUUAAACGUUUACAAUGAAA